GGGCAAUACAGGCCAACUCAGCAAGAGAUCUCUAAAGAGUUCAUACCAAAACCCAUGGCAACGAUGACGGGAGCGUCGUGCAUAUCAGGCAGUGCUCACUGCCGGAUUGCCCCUGUGCAGGCGUCCUAUGUAUCUGUCCGGAUGCGACCUUCGCAAGCUUUCAGGACAAAGGCACCCAUGCUUGAAAGGUCUGGACGACGAGCUGUCCUGGAAGUGCAAAAUUUCAAGUUCAUGAAAGAGCUGGGGCUGAAAAAGCCUGCAUUCCUUCCAGACUUUGGCAAGGACAAGAGGAAGGCUCUCCUGGACCGCUUCUACUCCAAUUUUGACGUGCAGACCUACGACGAGCUCCUGGCAGAUGAUUUUGAGAUUGUGGAGGCUGGCGAGAGCCGAAAGUCAUACAGCAAGAGCGAAUGGAUCACACUGGUGCUGGAUCACACCAUCCCAGCCAUCCCAGACUUUGCAUGGGGCCAUGCAACAGAUGGCGCAAAGGAUGACGAUGGAUACAGCAUUGUCAUUGUACAGGCAACUGGCCACCACACAGGGACACCCUUCACUCUGGGUGGCACUCUCCCGCCGGUUGAGGCCAGCGGCAAACGCUUUGUUCUUGCGGAGGAAAAGGUCCGCGUGAAGGUGGAGGAUGGACAGAUCAAGCGGAUGGAAGUGCUGCCGGUCAAGGGAGCAGGACCGCUUGCCCUGUACAAGGCCCUUGGUGGCAAGGCCUGAUCCAAGGGUGCUGGUGACUUGCAGGGUUCCUACAGCUCUUUAAUCAAGAUCGCGCCCACUUAUCUGUGCUUUUCUGUUUGGCUUUGAAAUUAGAGAAUUAGAUGUGUGUCAUGCUGGCCGUUAUGGUGGGGUAUCCCACCUGCAGUGCUACCAUGCAGUAUUUGUUCCGUCAAGGUAUUCAACCCGUCUGGGUCCCAGGCAAGGUGUUGUUGGUUGCAAUGCUUGAAUGUGCAGCUGAAGACUGCGCAGUGAGUUCCAGCACUAGUGGGAACAAGAUCAAUGAUCGUGAUAAUUAUUAUCCGGACUGUGUUUUUCAUGUAUACAGCUUUGUUUGCUAUUGCCAUAUGCCUAUACUCUAAUGGACUUCAUGGUAAUCUUUCGGUUCAAGUUGAGGCCUGCAAGCUUGUCAGAAUAUACGCGGGCUGGCUGGCCCACCGUGGGUGCCACCAGUGGUGACCAGGCUGCCAGCCAGUGGCCCAGCAGCCGCUGGCAGCGCGGCAGUGUAAUCUCAUCAUGCGGCC
Coccomyxa subellipsoidea C-169 is the source of this 1244-nucleotide messenger RNA. RefSeq lists its product as hypothetical. Bases 55 to 723 code for a protein of 222 amino acids. The record is from RefSeq and is a predicted model, not a curated record. The transcript has 8 exons. NCBI's taxonomy places the organism in Eukaryota, Viridiplantae, Chlorophyta, Trebouxiophyceae, Coccomyxaceae.